CCGCCAGCCGGACUCCGCCCAUCCGAGGCUCUCGCUCGCUCAUGGGUUGGCUCCGUGGUGACGUCGUGAGGUUCACAGACAGUUCUCCGAGCGCCAGGCGCGCGGGAGGUAUUGUACUUCUCCCCGGCUUUGUUCCAUCGUCUGCUCACCUGGCGCUAGGUGCGUCCUGGCCGUGCAACCCGGAGCGGGUGCCAGCAGCCACUGCCGCCGCCGCCGCCGCCAUGGUGUCCCCGGUCACUGUGGUGAAGAGUGAGGGGCCCAAACUGGUGCCCUUCUUUAAGGCCACCUGCGUGUAUUUUGUGCUCUGGCUGCCCUCAUCCAGCCCAUCAUGGGUCAGUGCCCUUAUCAAGUGCCUGCCCAUCUUCUGCCUCUGGCUUUUCCUUCUGGCCCAUGGCUUCAGGUUCCUGCUGGCCCACCCCAGUGCCUCCCUCAUCUUUGUGGGGCUCGUCUUCUCUGCUGUGGGUGAUGCCUUCCUCAUCUGGCAAGACCACGGCUACUUUGAGUAUGGUCUCCUGAUGUUUGCUGGGACACACAUACUGUAUGCCUCGGCCUUUGGCAUGCGGCCACUGGCUCUCCGGACAGGUUUGGUGAUUGGAGUGCUGUCAGGCCUGUGCUAUGCUCUACUCUACCCAGGGUUGUCAGGUGCCUUCACCUACUUGGUAGGGGUCUAUGUGGCCCUUAUCAGCUUCAUGGGCUGGAGAGCUAUGGCAGGGUUGCGGCUGGUUGGGGCAGCCUGGCGAUGGACGGAGCUGGCGGCUGGCAGUGGGGCACUGCUCUUCAUCAUCUCAGACCUGACCAUCGCCGUCAACAAGUUCCGCUUUCCUGUGCCCUACUCUCGGGCGCUCAUCAUGUCCACAUACUAUGCUGCUCAGAUGCUCAUCGCCCUGUCGGCUGUCGAGAGCCGAGAGCCGGUGGAAGCCUAUAGACUGAGCAAGGCCGACUGAACGGACUGGGGUCUGCUCACCUUUUUCCUGGGGCCGGGGCCCAGACUUAGGGAGUGUGCAGGAGCUGGAUCACCAGGCACCUCCUGAGAAAGUGGCAGGCUUGAAGGGGUAAGCGGGAGGAGCUCCCAGGAAAGCUGAGAGCUUGAAGAGGCAGCCUUACAUCCCUCGCCUAAGGCAGAGUAGACCUGUCCGCGUCCCAUCAGGACUGUCAAAGCCCUCCUGGAAGACGAUGGUGCUU
Molecule: messenger RNA, 1182 nt
Organism: Onychomys torridus (southern grasshopper mouse)
Lineage: Eukaryota; Metazoa; Chordata; Mammalia; Rodentia; Cricetidae
Gene: Tmem86a
Product: transmembrane protein 86A
Exons: 3
Coding region: 42-944 (300 amino acids)
Cellular component (GO): membrane
Source: RefSeq, a predicted model, not a curated record